Branchiostoma belcheri (Belcher's lancelet) is the source of this 1722-nucleotide messenger RNA. RefSeq names its product DNA oxidative demethylase ALKBH2-like. Gene Ontology annotation, biological process: DNA repair. NCBI's taxonomy places the organism in Eukaryota, Metazoa, Chordata, Leptocardii, Amphioxiformes, Branchiostomatidae. The transcript is spliced from 3 exons. The coding region runs from base 93 to 893 and encodes 266 amino acids. The record is from RefSeq and is a predicted model, not a curated record.
UUUGAUCCAUCGGACGGCGGCACCCCGUAAAACGUAAAGGCUGCAUCGACAAGUUUGUGGUGAUAGUGAUACUUAACCAGACAUUUUGUAAGAUGGACAAGUUUUUGAUAAGGAAGGGAACAACCAGGACGCCUGUGAGUCGAAAAGUUAUUGACAGACAAAACGGAGAAUCAAGCCGCAUUCGUAACUCGCCGCCAAAAAGAGGACUGAGCGGGGAGGGGGGCGCUCCAAAAUUUCGAAAGACGUCAGGAACAACAAACACCAAAGAAGACCUGAAGUGGAGAAAAUUACGCGGAGAGAACUUCAACUGCGACUACACUGUGUUGUACAGGCCAGGUGAAGCACGGACCCUCUUACAGACGUGUGAGGAAGAACUUGUCUACAACACCGGCGACCUGGCUAAAGUACAGAUAUUUGGACAGUUCCACAACAUUCCCAGGAAGCAGGUAGCCUUUGGUGACCCCGGACUGUCCUACCGGUUUUCGGGGGUGGAGGUUCCUGCCCGACCAUGGACACCUCUCAUACAGGGGAUCAGGGACAGGAUACAGGAGGUCACGGGACACAAGUUUAACUUUGUUCUCGUUAACAGAUACAAGGAUGGACAGGACCACAUGGGGGAACAUCGGGAUGAUGAGAAAGACCUGGUACGGGACGCUCCCAUCGCCUCCCUCUCACUCGGACAGAAGAGAGACUUCAUCUUCAAACACUGCGACGCGCGCGGAAAGAACGCCAAGCGCGCCAUCGAUCCCGUCAAACUGGAGUUGGAGCACGGUAGUCUCCUGAUGAUGAACCACCCGACCAAUCACUACUGGUACCACUCCCUCCCCGUCAGGAAGAAGGCACUUGGGGUCAGGAUCAACAUGACCUUCAGGAGUAUGGUGACCUCUAAGUGACCAUUACUUUUCUUAAAAGUUAUCAUUUGUACAGUUGAUAGAUAUAUUUGGGUGAAUCUACAUUUAUCAGAUGCAUGUACAUACCAAAUUUAGAUCUAACAAUAUUGUGCAAUAUUAAAGAAUGACACUUUUAACUCUGUAAGUACAAAUGUAUUGUAAGCAGAUAAUAGAUGUAUUUCUCCUCAACCUCCUUGACUGUAUAUACUUCAUUUUUCACCCAUAUGAUCAGUUUGGCUUGAACUGUGCAUGAAUAAGAUCAAACGUGAAGGGCCUUAAGUUGUAAACAGCUCUGGUAGUGUCAUUUGGAGUCUGCUGUUUUACACAGUAAGUACCAUAUAAAAAGACACUAAUCAGGUGGCUUUUAAACUAGACAAACUUUUUUGUCUUUUCCUUUUUUUAUUCCAUCAUAAUGAUUGAGAAAUUUCUGGAAAUGCCUGUGGUUGUUUGACUUAUGCAGUUUUGCCACAGUGAAGUCACCACAACACAAAUAUGUGUUUCCAAUAUAUUACUACUGGGUAUGGUUUCACCCAAGAAUUUUAAAUGCUGUUGGUAGUACGGUACUGCACAAAGAAGUGGGACAUCUGGGGAAUCGUCUUCAACAGACUUUCUGCAAAUGGAUAAAAUAUGUAUUGAAAACAAUUAGAAAAUAUGUUUUGAUCGAGGGGGUUGUAACUGUAGAUGGAACACAGCCAAUACAAGUCACUUAUGGCUUGUCACAAGAAGCUAGGUUCGUGCACGUCCGGGCUCUCAGUAAGGGUUUUGCCCAUUGAGGCCUGUUGAAAGUACUGUACGUCUCUUUUGUCAUGCGAAUAAAAUUCCAAAAACUGUA